AUGGAAUUAAAAUUGAAAAAGCAUAAUAUGAACUUUGAAAAUGAAUGGGAGAUAUUACAGCCAGCAUUAUACAAGUAUGAAGAAGCUGGAAUUGCUGAUACAAAUCAUGCAUACGCUAGCGAUUGUAUAGGAUGCAUUUUCUAUAAUGAAAAAAGGUAUGAAGAAGCACUAAAACAUUACAACGAUGCAAUUAGGAUCGAUCAAAACUGCGCAGCUUAUAUUUCAAAUAAAGAAAAUGCUCUUGGAGAGUUAGGCAGAAGAGAAGAAGCGAUAGAAUACUAUAAAGAAGCUAUCAAAGUCAAUCCAAAUUAUGCACCUGCAUACAAUGGCAUUGGAAACAUUUUCUAUAAUGAAAAAAGGUAUGAAGAAGCACUAAAACAUUUCAACGAUGCAAUUAGGAUCGAUCCAAAUCAUACAGUUUAUUAUUCUAAUAAAGGAUAUGCUCUUGAAGAGUCAGGUAGAAGAGAAGAAGCUAUGGAAUACUUUAAACAAGCUAUCAAAAUUGGUCCAAAUGAUGCAUAUUUAUACAAUGGCAUUGGAGAUAUCUUUUAUAAUCAAGAAAAAUUUAAAGAAGCUGUAGAAAAUUACAACGCUGCAAUUAGGAUCAAUCCAAACGUUGCAGUUUAUAUUAAAAAUAAAGGAUAUGCUCUUGUAGAGUUAGGUAAAAGAGAAGAAGCUAUGGAAUGCUUUAAACAAGCUAUCAGAAUUGAUCCAAAUGAUGCAUAUGCAUACAAUUGCAUAGGAGAUAUCUUUUAUAACGAUAAAAGGUAUGAAGAAGCAGUAAAACACUACAAUGAUGCAAUUAGAAUCAAUCCAAACGAUGCACUUUAUUUUAGAAAUAAAGGAUAUGCUCUUGGAGAGUUAGGUAAAAGAGAAGAAGCUGUUGAAUGCUAUAAAGAAGCUAUCAAAAUUGAUCCAAAUUGUGCACUUGCAUACAAUCGCAUAGGAAUUAUUUUAUUUAAUGAAAAGAGAUAUGAAGAUGCAAUUAAGCUUUACAAUGAUGCAAUAAGGAUCAAUCCAAACUGUGCACUUUAUUUUCGAAUAAAAGGAGAUGCUCUUGGAGAGUUAGGUAGAAGAGAAGAAGCUAUGGAAUGCUAUAAAGAAGCUAUCAAAAUUGAUCCAAAUGAUGCAUAUGCAUACAAUAGCAUUGGAGAAAUCUUUUGUAAUGAAAAGAGAUAUGAAGAAGCAGUAAAAUAUUUUAAGAAUGCAAUUAAAAUUGAUUCAAAUUGUGCACAUUAUUUUAGAAAUCAAGGAUAUGCUCAAUAUGCGUUAGGCCGAAGAGAAGAAGCUAUUGGAUGCUAUAAAAAAGCUAUCAGAAUUGACCCAAAUGAUAAUUAUGCAUACAAUUGCAUAGGACUUAUCUUAAAAAAUGAAAAGAGAUAUGAAGAUGCAAUUAAGCAUUACAACGAUGCAAUUAGAAUCAAUCCAAACUGUGCACUUUAUUAUUAUAAUAAAGGAGCUGCUCUUAGAGAGUUAGACAGAAGUGAAGAAGCUAUGGAUUGCUAUAAAGAAGCUAUCAGAAUUGAUCCAAGCUGUGCACCUGCAUAUAAUGGCAUAGGAAUUAUUUGUUUUAAUGAAAAAAGAUAUGAAGAAGCUGCAAAGUAUUACAGCGAUGCUAUUAGAAUUGAUCCAAACUGUGCGCUUUAUUAUUAUAAUAAAUGAAAUGCUCUUAUAAAAUUAGGCAGAAGAGAAGAAGCUAUGGAAUCUAUUACUCCUAUCUCCUUAUGUGAACAAAAAAUGUUAUUUAAAAAAAAAAAUAUAGUACAAGUUAUUAUUCCCAAUUCGCAAAAAUUGAAAAAAUAUAUUUAUUUAAUUUGUAAAAUUUCUAUUUAGAAUGCAAGCUGUUUUUAUUAAACAGAGUUAGCUAGAGAUCUCAUUAUACUGAUUAUCACUUACAAAAUUUUUAUUUUCGCUCACUCUGGUAGAUUUUUGAGCAAAUAAUAAGAUUUUUCCAAUGUUUUGGCGCAUAUGGAGAGAAGCGGGGAGUUAAUAAAGCAAAGAGUUUAUAA
Molecule: messenger RNA, 2009 nt
Organism: Blepharisma stoltei
Lineage: Eukaryota; Ciliophora; Heterotrichea; Heterotrichida; Blepharismidae
Source: the annotation of a GenBank genome assembly